Pyrus x bretschneideri (Chinese white pear) is the source of this 1446-nucleotide messenger RNA. Its product is annotated as non-specific lipid transfer protein GPI-anchored 10-like. The record is from RefSeq and is a predicted model, not a curated record. The transcript is spliced from 3 exons. Lineage: Eukaryota; Viridiplantae; Streptophyta; Magnoliopsida; Rosales; Rosaceae. Bases 657 to 1250 code for a protein of 197 amino acids.
UUAAAGUUAUGCUUACUGUUUGUUCUUUUAAUCUAUUGGGCCUGUCUACUUGUUCCAAUUUGUUGUGGGCUCUUUGCUUAUUAUGUUUAUUGGGCUGGCUGACUUUACCUAAAUGUACAAACUUUUUUUUUUUUUUUUAAAUCUAAAAAGUAUUGGAAAAACGCGAAGAACAUAAUUACUUUUUCUUAAUUGAUCGAAUUGAGUUAAUUUUGCCUUUUUUCCACGAAGAGGGUUUGUUUUAUAUCAUUUGGAGUGGUGAAAUAUUAGCUUGCAAAGACAUAAGCAAAAUUUUGAGGUCAAUUUACAAAGUUUAUUUGGGAGUUACAAUAGGCACUUCAAUAAAAUGAUUAUGCCCUUCUCGAUGCAUAAUUUUUUUCUUAAGAAUGUAAACUAACAUUAUUGAAGUGUCAAUAACAUUUUUUAUUUUUUUUUGGUUAAUCUUUGAAGUUGAAUGUACAUGUUAGUGUUGUACCUUUGGAAAAGAGAACAAGAAGUGCGUGUAGCAACUGACACCAAGACAGCAAGAAGUGCAUGCAGAGAAUAGCACACACCAUACAUGUAGAAGAAACUCAUCACAUCCAAAACAUGCACAAUUCAUCUAUUUAAUUUACACCUUAAUUGGUAACUUUCUAACUCUUCUACAUAAGAACACAAUAAUGGCUUCCCCUAACAGCUGUCUGCUUCAAAAUCAUUUCGCCAUUUCCUCUCUGACUCUACUCCUCUCUCUCAUUUCCCUUCCGCCAUCCGUCCUCUCACAAAACCCUACCAUUGCGCAAUGCACCACGCAGCUUCUUCCGCUGGCCGCUUGUGCACCAUUUGUGCAAGGCAGUGCCAUGUCACCUGCACAAUCAUGCUGUGUCAACCUCAAGCUGCUAUAUAGCCAGCAGCCAGAGUGCCUUUGCCUUUUGCUCAAUGGCACUACUUUGAGCGGCUUCCCUAUUAACACGACUCGCGCUCUCCAGCUUCCCGUUGUUUGCAGCCUUCAAGUCGACAUCUCUACUUGUCCAGGGGUGCCUGUGCCUCCUAGUUCACCUAGUUCUCAAGAUACCACCCUUGGGAAUAACACCAGCUCAUCUGCUGCUAAUUCUACAAUUGCUGCCACUCCAAUGCCUCAAACAGCACCAAUCCCCACCACGAUGGGGUUAGGGUUUGGGAGAACUACAAAUGCUGGUACCAAAUUGAAGAUGGGAAGUUAUCUUGCAGUGGCUUUCGCCGUGGCAGGUUUUCCAGUGACCGGCGUUCUAUUUUAAAUAUGAUAAUAUUUAUACCACCAGAUUAAUAUAUUGAUGGCUUUUUAUGUUGGGGUUAGAGAUUUUUACUAAUUACUUAGGGCUGAGAAUUUAUUCCGUUACGGUUUUAUAGAUACCAUCGAACUUCUAUUGAUUUGAAUAAAAACAGUGGUGAUUGUCAAAUUAUAUAUGGCCUCUCGGCUUAUUUAGGUUUAUG